AUGCCCAAGCCAUCCAAGAAGGGCAAAGGGCAGCGCCCGCCCAAAGAGGGCCAGCAGAGCUUCAACCAGGACGCGCUCGCGCAGCUCACCUCCCGCAUCGACAAGAGCCUCGGCGGCGGCGACCACAAGCGCAAGCAGCCGCCUACCGCCGCCUCGGACAAGCAGCACCCCAAGCGGCAGCGCGCCUCGACGGAUGCGCCGCCCCGGGACGCGAAAGGCGCCAGCGAUGAUCAGGCGGCCCUGCUGGCCGAGAUCAAGGCCCUGGGCGGCGACGAGUCGGACCUCGAGCUCAUCAACGGAGUCGACUCAGACGAUGAGACGUAUGCUCAGGACUCCAAGAAGCCUAUUGACAAGGCACUGAAGGAGGAGCUGGCCGCCCUAUCCAAGGAACUCGGCUUCGCUGCCAUAGUGCCCGAGGAGGCGAGCGACGCGGACGACGGGCCCGACGAGGAGGAGGAAGAAGACGAGGAGGAUGUUGAUGAGGAAGAGGACGACGAGGACGAGGAUGACGCCGAUGAGGACGUCGCUCCCCGCAAACCAGGCGGCAUGACAUUUGAGCCCCUCGCGGAUUGGCACUCGGCUGGUCUGCGCAGCCUGCCUGGCCCCACGACCGACCAGCUCGGCUCCUUCAUGUCCGCCGUCGAAUCCCUCAAGCAGUACGCCAAGUCGCUCCUGGAGCAAGAUGCCGCCAAGUACCGUGGAAGCGUCUUUGCGUCCUCGUCACACAAGUUCUUGUCGACCAUCAUGUCUUCUGGUACCCUUACCGACAAGGUCUCGGCUCUGACGCUGGCAAUCCAAGAGUCGCCCGUCCACAACAUCCGCGCCUUCGAUGCCCUCAUGAAUCUGGCCUCCAAGAAGAGUCGCGCGCAGGCCAUCGGCGCCAUUGGUGCACUGGUCGAUCUUCUCGGGCCGGGCACGCUUCUACCAUCUGACCGCCGUCUCAAAACCUUCCAGAGCCAGCCCGGCUUACUUGGCGCCCUUCAGCGGAACUCGAUCAAGUCGUGGGAUCCAAGCCAGAGGCUACCCGGAAAGGUUACGGAAGCCCAUCUGAUUGCUUGGGCGUACGAGGACUGGCUCAAGGCGACAUACUUCAAAAUCAUCCAACUUCUGGAGGUCUGGUGCUCGGACGAGAUUGAGUACUCGCGCAUGAAGGCCGUCGACUUUGUCUAUGGCCUCCUCAAGGAGAAGCCAGAGCAAGAGUCGAACCUUUUGACGCUGCUCGUCAACAAGCUGGGCGACAGAGACCGCAAGAUUGCUUCUCGGGCCUCGUAUCUUCUCCUGCAGCUCCAGGUUUCGCACCCGGGGAUGAAGCCCAUCAUCAUUCGUUCCAUUGAACAGGACAUUCUCCUUCACCCCUCACAAGACACACGAUCCAAGUAUUAUGCCAUCAACACCCUUAACCAAACAAUUCUCAGCAACAAGGAGCCUGAAGUUGCCGAGUCGCUGGUCCGCAUCUAUUUUGACAUCUUUGUUACGCUUCUAAAAACCGGCAGCCUCGGCAUUGGCGCACAGAGCAACCAGGACAACCGGAAAGAGGCUAAGAUUCAGGGCGGGAAGCCGAAUGGAAAGCCCAAGGGCAAGCCGCCAGUCAAACAGGGCAAGCCGGGGUCCGAGAAGCCUUCGGUGCCUGAGACCGAGGCCGCUGACAAGCUGGUGUCUGCCGUCUUGACUGGCGUCAACCGAGCUGCGCCGUUUGUUGGGGCCAACGAUGCGAUCAUGGAGAACCAUCUGAACACGCUAUUCACGAUUGCGCACUCAGCAAACUUCAACACUGGCAUCCAGGCCCUGCUCCUGAUUCAGCACCUGUCGUCAGCGAGGAACCUGGCCACAGACCGCUUCUACCGGACCCUCUACGAGUCUCUGCUGGACCCUCGGCUGGUGACCUCGUCCAAGCAAUCUCUUUACCUGAACCUGCUGCUCCGCGCAUUAAAGAAUGACGUCGAUGUCCGGCGAGUCAAGGCCUUUGCGAAGAGGAUGCUCCAGAUCACAGGAAUGCACCAGCCGCCGUUUGUGUGUGGCCUGCUAUACGUCAUCUCACAACUCCGGCAGACAUUCCCCGACUUGUCAACGCUGGUGGAGGACCCCGAGACGUCCGUGUUUGACGACGAUGACGCCAAGGACCAGCCACUGUACGACGGACGCAAGCGCGACCCGGAGCAUAGCAAUGCCCACCGAAGUUGCUUGUGGGAAAUGAUCCCCGUUCAGACGCACUUCCACCCGUCGGUGAGCGUUUUUGCGGCUGCGUUGCUGGACAAGACGAGGAAGAUGCCGAAGCCGGACAUGGAGAGCCAUUCCCUGAUCCGGUUCCUGGACAAGUUUGUGUACAGGAAUCCCAAGUCUACAGAUUCCGCACGUGGCGCCUCCAUCAUGCAGCCGCUACGUGCGACCAAGGACCUCGGCGACAUCUGGCUGGGGAGCAGGGGUGCCGGUGCCACGUCCGCGCCCGUCAACUCGGCCGCCUUCUGGAACAAGAACGUUCAGGAUGUGGCUGCCGAGGACGUCUUCUUCCACGAGUACUUCCAGCACAUGGCCAAGGAGCCCAAGGAGAAGGCCAAGAAGGAGACGUCGGGUGAGGGUGACGAGGAGAAUGACGAGGACGAGAUUUGGGAAGCUCUGGUAUCGGCGCAGCCCGAUGGUGGCGAUGAUGGGUCCGACGCCGGGUUCGAUGACCUGGACGAGCUCGACAUGGCUUCAUCGGACGACGACUCGCCAGCUCUGUCCCUGGACAGCGAUAUGGAGGAUGGCGACGAGGACAUGCUGGAAGGCUCUGAGGACGAGGAGGGGGACUCCGACGGGCUCGUCGCGGCAGCGGAGGACGAGAGCGAGGAUGAGGCAAAGGACGAGGCAAAGGACAAGAAGAAGUCGCGGCGGAAGAUGCUCAAGUCGCUGCCGAUGUUUGCGUCGGUGGAUGAUUACGCAGAGAUGCUGGCGGGCGAGGAGGACGGGUUGUAG
Messenger RNA from Purpureocillium lilacinum, 2952 nucleotides. RefSeq lists its product as uncharacterized. Gene Ontology annotation, cellular component: nucleus. Lineage: Eukaryota; Fungi; Ascomycota; Sordariomycetes; Hypocreales; Ophiocordycipitaceae. The record is from RefSeq and is a predicted model, not a curated record.